UGGACGAGGGGGGUGCCCGCCCCGCCUCAGGCGGAGGGAGGCGCAGGUAGUGUGCAGGCGGCGGGCCGGGCGCUGCAGGGCUGCUGAGGUGGGGAAAGCAGCAGCGCGGGGGGCCGCUGUUCCGUGCGCUCCCGCCUGCGCUGGCCACUGCCCCGGCCCAGCCCGGAGAGCCCGGCGCCGCCCGCCGGCCAGCCGGGAGCCGAAGCCACUUAACCGUCAGGACUCGGCUGCAAGGGAGGUUAAUUGGACGCUGAUACCUUAUUACUGCUGCUGUGAGCUAAGAAAGCCAGGUCUGUUUGCGCUGCGUUUGCUCCAACUGUUCACAGACUGCUCCUGUGCUACUUGACAUACGAGAUGGCAUCACAUUUGAUCCCAUUCACUCACUCAACAAACCUCCCAUUGAACAGUUUCUUGAUGAACUGCAACUGAAUAGCUGACACUGCACACUACACUGUGCCUUUGGAGAUGGAGCCAAAAGUUAACCUUACCUUUGGGUGUCAACGAAGCUCAACAUCCGAUGACGACUCUGGCUGUGCCUUGGAAGAAUAUACCUGGGUUCCACCAGGUCUUAGACCAGAACAGGUACAGCUAUACUUUGCCUGUUUGCCGGAGGAGAAGGUCCCUUACAUUAACAGCCCUGGAGAAAAACAUAGAAUUAAACAGCUUCUGUACCAGUUGCCACCCCAUGAUAAUGAGGUGAGAUAUUGUCAAUCUUUAAGUGAAGAAGAGAAGAAGGAACUACAAAUGUUUAGCACUCAGCGUAAGAAGGAGGCAUUGGGACGAGGAACUAUUAAACUGCUCUCAAGAGCAGUAAUGCAUGCAGUCUGUGAACAGUGUGGUACAAAAGUAAAUGGAGGUGAAGUUGCAGUGUUUGCUUCAAGAGCUGGACCUGGAGUGUACUGGCAUCCAUCAUGUUUUGUGUGCUCUACAUGUAAUGAGCUUCUUGUUGACCUAAUCUACUUCUACCAAGAUGGAAAAAUUCACUGUGGUAGACACCAUGCUGAACUUCUCAAACCCCGUUGUUCAGCAUGUGAUGAGAUCAUCUUUGCUGAUGAGUGCACAGAAGCUGAGGGUCGCCAUUGGCAUAUGAAGCAUUUUUGUUGCCUUGAGUGUGAAACUAUCCUUGGUGGACAGAGAUACAUUAUGAAGGAUGGGCGUCCAUUCUGCUGUGGGUGUUUUGAAUCUCUUUAUGCUGAGUACUGUGAGACCUGUGGGGAACACAUAGGUGUUGACCAUGCUCAGAUGACCUAUGAUGGACAGCACUGGCAUGCCACGGAGACUUGUUUUUCUUGUGCUCAGUGCAAGGCCUCUCUGCUGGGUUGUCCUUUUCUUCCCAAGCAAGGACAAAUUUACUGUUCAAAAACUUGUAGUUUGGGAGAAGACGUUCAUGCCUCUGACUCAUCUGAUUCUGCAUUUCAGUCUGCACGAUCAAGAGACUCCAGAAGAAGUGUUCGUAUGGGAAAGAGCAGCCGAUCAGCUGACCAGUGUAGACAGUCUCUUCUACUGUCACCAGCACUGAAUUACAAAUUCCCUGGUCUUUCUAGCAAUGCUGAUGAUACUCUUUCUCGCAAGAUGGAUGACGUAAGCCUUUCAAGGCAAGGAGCAGGCUUUGUGAAUGAAGAUUUUUGGAAAGGAAGAGUAGAGCAGGAAGUGACCGAAGACCCUGAAGAGUGGGCUGAGCAUGAAGACUACAUGACUCAACUCCUCCUAAAAUUUGGUGAUAAAGGCCUCUUUCAGCAGCCUGCUGAAGUAGAUGUUACAUCAAAUGAACACUGGAUUUCUGAUAAUGUUAAAAGCAAGUCAGAUUUGAAAAAAAAUAAUCAAAGCCUGGCAAGUAAAAAAUAUCAGGCAGACAUGUAUUGGGCCCAGUCACAAGAUGGUUUAGGGGAUUCUGCAUAUGGCAGCCAUCCAGGGCCUGCCAGUAGUAGAAAAAUUCAAGAGUUAGAUAUGGAACAUGUGGCUUCAGGAUACAAACAUGACCAGACACAAUGGUAUGAAGGUUCAUUGGAAUGUUUGUCUGAUCUGAAACAACAAGAACAAAGUGUUCGAGAUUCAAUGGAUUCCUUGGCUUUGUCUAACAUCACAGGGGCCUCAGUGGACGGAGAAAGCAAAUCAAGGCCAUCUUUUUAUUCUUUGCAAACUUUCCAGGAGCUGGAGGCAGAGGACUGUGAGAAAAUGAGCAAUAUGGGAACUCUAAAUUCUUCAAUGCUCCACCGGAGUGCAGAGUCUUUAAAGAGUUUAAGUUCAGAGUUAUGUCAAGAAAAGGUGUUGCCAGAAGAAAAGCCAGCACACAUGCCUGUACUUAGAAGAUCCAAAUCCCAGUCUAGACCACAACAAGUAAAGUUUUCAGAUGAUGUUAUUGACAAUGGAGAUUAUGAGAGUGUUGAAAUUCGCCAACCUCCAAUGAGUGAAAGGACUCGUAGGCGUGUUUUUCAUUUUGAAGAACGUGGGAAUCGGCAUCAGCAUCGUCGCAGGAGAAGUAGGAAGUCUCGUUCAGAUAAUACACUUCAUUUAACUACAGAAAGAAGAUGUUCUCCAAAAGAAAGACUUCACUUUUACUCACCUCAGGAUUAUGGCAAAUUUAUCCAAAAUAAAAGCCCUCAUGAGGUUCAAGCUUACAUUCAAAACACAGAACUCUAUGGACAGUAUGCCCAUGCUAUGUCUGAUUAUGCACUGCGGAACCAGGCAGUUGAUAAAUUUUUUGGACUGUAUGGUGAGGAAGAAGACUCUUGGUGUUCAACUUCAUCAUCAUCAUCAUCUGAUUCUGAAGAGGAAGGAUAUUUUCUUGGACAGCCAAUUCCACAGCCACGAUCACUGAGGUACCCAUACUAUACAGAUGACCUUUCCAGUCCAAGCACUGCACUCGCCAGUUCUCAGUUUGGGCAAAGGACAACCAAAUCAAAGAAGAAAAAAGGACAAAAAGGCAAAAACUGCAUAAUUUCUUAACUCAUUAAGACUAACAGCCGAGACGACACAUUCAUAUAAACUUUGUAGUUAUAAUCUGUAAAUGAUAACCUUACUGGUGUUUACAGUGUAAAACUAACAUUCAGACAUGUCAUUUCUUCCAAUUAUCAGAUAUUGCCAGGUUUUCAUAAUAUAUGCUGUGGUUAUCAAAACAUCACAGUUUUACUUCCUUAUUACAGUUUACAGUCUUUCAUACAGACUUUGUGUAGACAUAAACAUUGUUUUGGAAAUUCAUUCCUGUUUAAACAUAUGAGAGAGGGUGCAAUAAGAGUGAACUGAAGUUAAAAAAAAUGCUUGUUCUUCACUGUUGCUUUACGUAUUCAGAUGGCCGCAAUAUCUUUGUUUUUACCUUUUGAGAGGAAAAGAGAGGGUUCUGUGGUGUGUUCCUUUUCUGCAACCUCCCAGUUUCAUUAGAACAAUCACAGCCUGGCUUGCCUUUCUUUACACAUCAAACUGGAGUUUUAACCUAUUGCUUUUAUUUUAUUGAACCCUGAUCUGCAGCUUUCCCAUUCUUCAUUUGUGUGUGCGCCAGCCCUUUAAAGGAAUGGAACCUUCAGUAAAAAGAGGCAAAUCAGAAAAUGACAUUUCAAAUAUCUGCGGCCAUCGUCCUAUCGUACAGAAGCAGUAAAUGGCCCAGACUUCUUUAAAAGAUUAAGAAUUCCAGGCACCCUUUCAAUGCAAUUUUUUAUUAACUAAGGUAAUCCAAGGUUCAGCUGGUUUAGAACUUGACUGGCAUUGUUUCACUGUAGGACAUGCACGUAGCUAUAACUGACAUUUUAAUACAAAGUAUGGUUUUCCUUAAAAACCCCUUAAAAAAAAAAGGGGUGGUGAGGGGAGAAACACAGUAUCCUAACACUGGAAACCCUUACACAUGCAAGUAACUUCUUUUAAGUCAAUGAAACUACUUCAUGUAAAGAAUACUUGCAAAAGGGUUGAAAGGAUUAGGACCAUAUUGUAUCUUUUGGAACUCAUUAUUCCAGAUUUUAAAUGUAUUAUUAGCUGCAAUUAGAAAUUGAAAACACAUUGAUAUUUAUAAUGUAGUAUUCCAUAGACUAAAAUGUAUUCAUAAUUUAACAGUGAAAAUAUUAAUGUACAUAUUGUACAGUUAAGAUUUAAAAACUGAUUAUUUUUAUAUCCCUGAAUUCCAAGAAGUUUGUUAUAAUACAAAACUAGAUUUAUUAGGUGUUUUAACAGCAACAUUAUGGAUGAAAAGAUUGUUUGUAUUUUAGUCAAGGGUUUACAUUUAGAAACAUUCAAAAUUUUAUUACUUAGUGAGCCAAAGCUUAAUUUUCUCUUCUAGAUAUUAAAAGCUCUGUAUGCAUGGCAGGGCUGUGUAAAUGCUCUCUAAACUAUGGCCCUUGUAAUCUUACAAAUGUUUAUUUAUGGGUCAAGCAAAAUGUAAACUGUAUAAAUGUAAAAAACCACACAAACCUGGAAUAUAUUAGUACAACAAAUAUGCAACUUCUGUGGAUUUUUUUUUAUAACCUUUGUUAUUGCCCUGCAUUAGAGAACAGUUAAUGUUGGGGUUGUGUAUGGAACAGGAUUGGCACAAAACUUUUAAAAGCUGCUUCUUUCCAUCAGUGAAUUUUAAAUGUACUGUAUGUAGGAAGUCUCCAUUUCUGCCCUUCAGCUAGCGUGUAUAUCAAGAGCAAUUUUGAUUUAGUUAUAAUAAACAUAUAUACCUCUUA
Molecule: messenger RNA, 4652 nt
Organism: Mauremys reevesii (Reeves's turtle)
Lineage: Eukaryota; Metazoa; Chordata; Testudines; Geoemydidae
Gene: PRICKLE1
Product: prickle planar cell polarity protein 1
Exons: 9
Coding region: 466-2946 (826 amino acids)
Molecular function (GO): zinc ion binding
Source: RefSeq, a predicted model, not a curated record